This is a messenger RNA of Betta splendens (Siamese fighting fish), 5010 nucleotides long. It is a transcript of the gene pex1, whose product is annotated as peroxisomal biogenesis factor 1. Gene Ontology annotation, molecular function: ATP binding; ATP hydrolysis activity. Gene Ontology annotation, biological process: protein import into peroxisome matrix. The coding region runs from base 1197 to 4829 and encodes 1210 amino acids. The transcript has 24 exons. The record is from RefSeq and is a predicted model, not a curated record. NCBI's taxonomy places the organism in Eukaryota, Metazoa, Chordata, Actinopteri, Anabantiformes, Osphronemidae. Gene Ontology annotation, cellular component: cytosol; peroxisome; peroxisomal membrane.
ACUAGUUCUCAGUAGAGGCUUAGUUUGGUAAAACAGCGUGCACGUGACACGCCAAGCUGUCUGCUCUGUCGUCCGUUUUCUUCAGUCCUUCAUGAAAGUGAAUGUUGGUAUUUGCUGGUAUCUACUGAUUCUGUCUAUAUUAAAGUUAUAAUUUAAACGUACUCAGUUAAUGAAUUAUCAGCAGAACGUUACAUACUGAAGACAGUAAUACAAUCUAGAAAAUAUUGGUCUAUCUACUUUACACACUGCAUUUCUAUGGUUCGUCGUAAGAUGUUACAAUAAUUACAUACUAUAUUAACAGCUCUACUAUCCCGUUCAUCAAAGACGCCAUGGAUGUGGCAGUUUCUCUACUGGGGGCAAUUUGAUGUAUCUAAAGUAAUUCCCAUACAGUAUCACUUGGUGGUGACAAAGGACUACAUUAAAACAGGGGUGUCAAACUUAAACCAGUCCCUUGCUGGUUUUUCAACUCUUCCUUUUCCAGAGCCUGCUAAUUACCUGGGUCAGGUGUGUUAAGUCAAUCAGACACACCUGUUCAAGGUGAUCAGCAGGGAGACGUGGAAAACCAGCAGGGACACCGGCCCUCGCAGUUUGCUGUUAUGCCUUAUUUUAAUGCAGGGGUGUCAAUGUUCCAUGUCCCAAUAGCUAGAUUGGUUAUCCAGGGAUUGGGGCGCCUAGGCUCCCGCCUUCGACUGCUGCCCAAUCCACUUAGCCGAAAGGCAAAGCUCUCAAUUUACCGGUCAAUCUACGUUCCUACCCUCACCUAUGGUCAUGAGCUUUGGGUCAUGACCAAAAGGGCAAGGUCACGGAUACAAGCGGCUGAAAUGAGCUUCCUCCGCAGGGUGGCUGGGCGCUCCCUUAGAGAUAAGGUGAGGAGCUCUGUCACCCGGGAGGAGCUCGGAGUAGAGUCGCUGCUCCUCCACAUCGAGAGGAGCCAGUUGAGGUGGCUCGGGCAUCUAGUUCGGAUGCCUCCUGGACGCCUCCCUGGGGAGGUGUUCCGGGCAUGUCCCACCGGUAGGAGGCCCCGAGGAAGACCCAGGACUCGCUGGAGAGACUACGUCUCUCGGCUGGCCUGGGAACGUCUUGGGGUCCCACCGGAAGAGCUGGAGGAAGUGUCUGGGGAGAGGGAAGUCUGGAACUCUCUGCUUAGACUGCUGCCCCCGCGACCCGGCCCCGGAUAAGCGGAUGAAAAUGGAUGGAUGGAUGGAUGGAUGGAUGGAUGGGUGUCAAUGUUUAAUCAGGCGCUGGAGUUGUCCUGGAGCCAUGGAGAUCCAGUGUUUCUAAGCUGGACUCAAAACAGAACCUCCUCCAGCCUUGAGAGCCACCAGGUGGCGCUAUGUCGACGUCUGGGAGAAAAGCUGGGCCUGAAAGAUGGAGAGCAGGGCUUCCUGAGACCUUGUCACCAGGUCUCAUCUGUGCAUCAGGUCCUCGUGGAGCCACUUACAUCUGACGACUGGGAGAUUUUGGAGCUUCACAGCGCCACACUGGAGCAGCACCUGUUGGAUCAGAUCAGAGUGGUGUUCCAAGAUGCCGUGUUUCCUGUGUGGGUGGACAGCCACACAGCCAUUUACAUUCAAAUAGCUUCAGUUCUUCCAUCUGUACCCUAUGGUCGCCUGGAGCAGUUCACAGAACUAGUUGUGUCUCCUAAGAUCCGAGAUGGAAUUAGCAACCCAAGACAACAGAAGUCAGAUCUCGCCUUUCCAUCAUUACAAAAUGCUGCACCUCGCCCUCAGAGUCACCAGUGGGGUGGCAUAGCUGACCUGAAGAGCUUUCUGCAGUAUAUUAUAAAGGGUGCUUAUGAUCCAGUUAAAGAAUUACCACCAGUACCUGACAUUCCUGCCCUCCUCACUGACUCUACCUACAGAGUGUGUGGUGCACCUCCUCCCUCUCUUUGCACCAUAAGCCAUGUUGCAACUGGUGUUAUUCAUUUAUUUCCUUGGGAGCAUAGACAAUACUCUGGACUAAGUGGAUGUCUGUCCCCAGUGACAUAUGGCCUGCUUUCUAAAAUCGCUUCCCCUAAAGAAACAAGGGACAAAGCCAAGCAGUCCAUGGAGAAAAAGAAGAACCAAGGAGGUACUAAAGUUGAUCCUACUGCAGUGGAUGGAGAGGAGGCAAAAGAUGAAGAGGUCAUGGUGGUCAGGGUGGUGUGCCAUGGGUCUGAGAUUUUAACAGCCAAUCAUAAAAGUUGUAGCAAGGAAAAGAUCCAUAAUGGAAGAGUAUGGAUUCCACAGCCUCUGGCAACCAAGCUGAAUAUCGUUCCCCAUUCAAUAGUUAGAAUUCAGCCAGUGAAAUCCAAUAUCAAAGUAGCCUCCACUAUUCGUCUUCAGCCUGUGAAACCACUGCCCGAGGAGAAUGAUGAGGAGAUCCAGACAGCUUUCCUUGGUUGGCUGCACACUCAGAGUCACGAACCUUUAGCCUGUCUGACUGCACGGUCUGGCACCAUCCUCCUACAUGGAGCUGAUGCAAAGCAGGAGUUUGCUUUAACUGUGCUGAAACCAGAAGCAGAGAGUGAUGCCGCAGACCAGCUGUUUCUUUUAGCACCCACAUUCAUCCAGAAAGAGAAUAUACAGAUAGACAGAGAGCCAGUCUCCGUGCCGAAGGCGGUUGCUGAAAAGCCAAACCUAGAUCUUCCCUCCCUCUGUUAUCUUGGUGGGAUUGAUGAGCUCAGUAGGACUGGAUUUGAGUUUAUCUCCCACAGCCUUCUGGGUAGUCUCCUUUCACAAGAGCUUGGUAGACUUGGACAAGGACUUAGUGGAGGAGCACUACUCAUAACUGGUGCCAAGGGCAGUGGAAAGAGCAUGCUAUCCAGAGCCCUGUGCAGGAAAGCUAGAGAAGCUCUUGAUGCACAUGUGGAGGUAGUGGAGUGCAAAAAGCUACAAGGCAAGAGAGCAGAAACUGUAAGACAGAUGCUGCAGGAUAUUUUUGAGCAGGCAGAGUGGAGACAGCCUUCAGUCAUUCUUCUUGAUGACCUGGAUCAUGUGAUGGGGGCACCAGCCUCACCUGAACAUGAGCAUGGCCCUGAGGCAUUGCUGCAACUGCACAUUGCACAAAGUCUAAAGGAUGUUGUGGAUGAGGUGGUGGUCCAUUCCAACCUGGUGUGUCUGAUCAUCACCAGCCAAACUGAACAUUCCCUCCACCCAACUUUGACUGAAGUGCAAGGUUCCCACUUUAUCCAGGGAUUUGUCAACAUCCAGCCACCAGACCAGGUUCAGAGAGCAGACAUCUUGCAUAAUUUGAUUCUAAGGAAGUCCGGUCUAUCUGAGGAGACCUUACACACGUUGGACCUAGGGACCGUUGCCAAGGAGACCGAGGGUUACACACCUCAAGACUUGGCACUGCUGUUGGAACGAGCUGUACAUGCCAACACAGUACAAAGAGGACACGGGGACCAGGGUGUGAUUCUCUUCCAGAGGGAUUUUUCACAGGCUCUGAAGGGAUUUACACCUCCAUCGUUGUGGGGUGUUGACCUCCACGUCCCAAAUGGGGUUGGGCUGGAGAGGGUGGGAGGUCUGAGAGAGGUGCAACAGCAGCUAAUGGACACCAUACUGCUUCCUGCUAAGUAUCCUGUCCUGUUUUCCAAUCUUCCGAUCCGCCAUCGCUCAGGAAUAUUGUUGUAUGGAGCUCCUGGCACAGGGAAGACGCUCCUAGCUAGGGCUGUAGCAAAAGACAGUGGUAUGAACUUCAUCAGCAUCAAGGGUCCUGAACUUCUGAGUAAGUAUAUUGGAGCCAGUGAGCAAGGAGUCCGUGAUGUCUUCCAGAGGGCACAAGCUGCCAAGCCUUGCAUCCUGUUCUUCGACGAGUUUGAUUCCUUGGCUCCCCGGAGGGGCCAUGACAGCACAGGGGUGACUGACCGUGUGGUCAACCAGCUCCUCACCCAGUUGGAUGGGGUGGAGGGAUUGCAAGGCGUAUAUGUACUGGCAGCCACAAGCCGCCCAGAUCUGAUCGACCCAGCCCUGCUGAGGCCUGGAAGACUGGACAAGUCCCUCUACUGCUCCCCUCCUGACUUGGAGGCUCGUGUAGAGAUCCUGAAGGCUCUGAGCGCAGGAGUGCCUUUGGCAGCUGAUGUGGACCUGGAGCAGCUGGCAGCAGUGACAGAGCAGUUCACCGGGGCAGACCUGAAGGCCUUGCUCUACAACGCACAGCUGGAAGCCGUCCACAACAGCUUGGGCAGCAGCACACCUCAUGAGCUGGCCUCUGGCUCAGACAGUGACAUGAGCCUGUCCUCCAUGAUCUUCCCGAACAACACCAGUGGCUCUGAUGAGUCAGUGGGAGAAGGAGACAUGGGCGUGGCUUUGGAACAGUCCCUGGUCCUCCAGGAGAAUAAUGAGGUUCAAGCAGAAGAUGAAUUAGUCCAUGGAAAUGUCUGGAGACUCUACUUUGGAAGCUCCUAUGAGUCAGAGAUGGGAGACUCGUCAGUUUCAGAACUGAAUUCCCAGUGCGCCUCUGGACCCAACUCCAUAACCCAUGACUGUACAGGAACAUCGGUUCGUGAUCACGGCGGCUCAGUCCCUCCUGCCUUCAUGGCCUCUCUUCAGAGUGGAUACGAGGAGCUGAGCCCGGAGCAGUCAGACCGCUUACAGCAAGACAUCAGCAACAUCAAAACCCACUACAGAAGAGCCAACGAGGAGGGUGUCCGGGGACAUUCAGCAUCCAGCCAGCACGGCCUGCUUCUCUGUCAGGGGCAUCUAAACGCCGCCCUGGCCGUCACCAGACCGUCUCUCAGCAAGUCCGACUGGAACAGAUACACAAAACUGUAUGAAAGCUUUGGUUCUGCAGAUGGAAAAUGUCAGUCUGUCACAUUUAAACCUGGACAACGUGUGAGUUUAGCUUGAUCAGACGCAUUAGUCAUCAUUUUGAUAUUUAGUAUAAAAAUGAGAUUUAAGAAAAAAAAUGUAAAUGUUUAAAUAAUAAUUUCUAUUGACCCUGCUGUAAUUAAAUUAAUUUUAAAACUUGAAUGUCUUUAUUUACUGUAAAUAAAAGGAGUUUAUAAUAAAUAAUACAAUGUUCUUUUGA